This is a messenger RNA of Solea senegalensis (Senegalese sole), 2489 nucleotides long. Its product is annotated as carboxypeptidase N subunit 2. The coding region runs from base 60 to 1769 and encodes 569 amino acids. The transcript is spliced from 2 exons. Gene Ontology annotation, molecular function: protein binding. NCBI's taxonomy places the organism in Eukaryota, Metazoa, Chordata, Actinopteri, Pleuronectiformes, Soleidae. The record is from RefSeq and is a predicted model, not a curated record. Gene Ontology annotation, cellular component: plasma membrane; extracellular matrix.
GUACUUUUUUAGAAAUAGUACUUUUUCUCUUGUUUUGUUUUGAUGAAUAGUGACUCAACAUGAACAGACUGAAUCCAGAACCAACAUUAAAAAGAACUAAAACUGAGUUACAGCACUGUCAGUGUUUUUCUGCUGUGUGCAGAUUGUACCAUGGCAGACACUGGUCUCUGACCAAAGGUUUUGUCUUGCCUAAUUCAGGCUUGUUGUCAUUUGCACUUUGUGUCAGCUUUCCUGUAGAUCCACAAAGAAACUUGAGUCAAUGCUUCCGGAUCCCUGAAACACAGAGAUGCCAGUGUUUCACGACAAGCCAAGUUCUGUGUGCAGAUGAACGGAUGACAUCUUUGCCCAGUAACAUGUCCAAGCAGGUCAAGGACUUUAUUUUAAUGACAUCUGCUGUGGCGUAUCUGUUCCCACACACUUUGGAGGAGAGCCCCCAACUCACCAAACUGGUGUUCUUAAAUAAUGCUCUGCGCAGUAUUCACUCACAGGCUUUUCAGCAUAUGACUGAGCUGCAGGAGUUGGAGAUCAGUGGAAACCCCUGGCUCGAACAUCUCAUUCUGGGGACAUUUUCAAAUCAGACAAACAUGACCAUACUGCUUCUCAACUUCAACAGAUUCAAGACGGUGCUUCCCGGAAUGUUUGACUCCCUGAAACAACUAGAAACUCUGCAGAUGAAGGGAAACAUCAUAUCACACCUGCCUCACUCUCUUUUCCAGAAUCUCCACCACCUACAUGUACUGGACUUGUCCCAGAAUAAAAUUGAAGUAGUGGGAAGAGACACUUUUUCUGGUCUGGCUGAGCUGAAGGUGCUUAAAAUUAACAACAACCUCAUUAGCAAUCUUACAUUUGACACCUUCCACAAUAUGUCUCAGCUGAAAGAGCUUCACCUGGAAGGGAACAAAAUAUCGGUACUCCAUGAAGGCAUCUUCUCUGAAUUAACUAACCUAAAUGUGUUGAACCUCCGUGGAAACCUUCUUACAACCUUCAGUGAUAGCGUUUUUGGAUUCAAUAACUCAAAUUUGACAGAGCUGAACCUUAAAGGAAAUAGACUGACUGAACUGUCCUUGUUAAGCUGUUUAACAUCUCUCACUGACCUCAUAUUGUCCACCAAUCAGCUCUCCAGCCUUCAUGAAGACACAUUUAGAAAUCUUACCAUGCUGGAGAAUCUGGAUCUCUCUGAAAACCAACUCACAUUUCUGCCUGAACGAAUCUUCAAUAAUCUAUUUGCUAUAAAAACAAUUGACCUCCACAUAAACAAUCUGAGCAAGGUCGAGCCCAAACUGUUUGAGGACCAGAUACUCAUUCAGCAACUCUACUUGUCCAACAACCAACUUGAAACUCUUCCAAUUGGCGUCUUUGACCCUUUUGUCAUCCAGCACACAGUGAGGAUUCAUGGGAAUCCUUGGAAAUGUGACUGCCACAUGUGGUACCUACAUGACUGGGUGCUGAGAAACAGCCAAGAUAUAGAGAUGCUGGACAGUGUGCUCUGUGAGAGCCCCGGGUUUUUGAGAAGACGGACAGUUGUCUCCAUUGAUAAGAACCAGCUGGUUUGUACUGUGUCGAUAGAAAAGAUUCCUAAUCACAGUCGAUGUAGUUUGCAAGCAUUCAAUGACACCAUGAUCAUCAUGUGUAAAGUGGAUAAAUGUUCUCCCCUGACAGUGAAGGUUCAGUUUCAGGAAGAUGACAAUAUUAAAGAGCAUGUUUUUGGAAAUAAGCCUGAACAUUCCCAGUGCAGAAAUGACACAAGGGUUGAGAACCCCAUUGAUUAAAUCUGUUAAUUAGAUGCUGUUUGAUGUACAAAUACAGUACGUUUCCAUGCAUUUGUUGUUGCUUAAUACUAAGACUCACAUUAUACUCAGUUCUGACUUUCAGAGUCAAUACUGUAAACAAACCUGCUUAAUGAUAAGAGGGGUGGAUGAACCCUUCUCUGGUUAAGAUCAAAGUUCAGCUUAGUCAUUUUGAAGACCCUGUCAUUUCUAAAAGAAACAAUGUCAAACACGUCAAUCAUCUGCCAACAUGUGUUUGUCACAACAGAACAACUAUAACUAUGAAUAUUUUAAAUGUGUCCAGUAACUGUGGCUGUUUCAUGUUAGAAGAAAACAGAAUAUUUACCUCAUCUAUAUGUUCGCAAAAUCGGGUUGUCAUAGAAAUAUAAUGCAACUAUACGGUAUCUUUCUACAUAUGGAAUCUAUCAGUAAAAUGUACUUUUUCAUGAUAAUCACAGUUCACCACUACCUUGAAACAUAUAGAAUUCAUAAUUUUCAUCCACUCUAUCUUCUUCAGUUUCUCCCUUCCCUACUAGUGCUGAACAAUUAAUCGAAAUUUUACUGCAAAGAGGCAAAAUAUUUGUGAAAGCCGAAAUGUGUGUCAAAAUAUACAUUUUGUCUUGAUUUAUACACAUCUUAUUCUAUGGACUUAAGAGAACAAUCUCAGUGGACAUAAGGUGAUAGGCAUAGUACACCCUGGACAGUUCACCAGUUCAUCACAGG